AUGUUUAUAUUAUUGGCAAUUUCGAUAACAGAAUCAAAUGCAAUAUUCAAGAGAGUUCACUCACAAAAUAAAAUUGUUAUUUCUGCUAGUGGAUCAUCAAAACAGUACAUAAAUGGCAGUAUUCAAUUAACAAAACCAGAAUACGCCAUUGAUCCGAUUGAUAAAAGUUAUGACUGGUGUUCAAAUUGCGGAAGAUCAUCAACAGAUUUCCCUUGGAUUAUAUUUUCACUUGAAAAAGCUAAAAUUAAGUUAGAAAAGUACUAUUUGCGUGCUGGAUGCUGCUAUGAUGGCUGCUGCUGUGAAGACUUAAGCUAUUGUGUAAGAUGUUGCCUUUACAGCUGGGCUUUGCAAAUUUCCAACGAUAAUAAGACCUGGAAAGACGUGCAUAAAGUAGAUAAAGACGAAUCGAUGGAGUAUUGUGCCGAAAAAACUUACCAGCUCUCGGAAACUUAUACUGCCAAGUAUUUCAGCAUUAUCCAAACAGAAGCUUGCCCAGGAGAGCCUCCAUGCCUCUGUUUGAAUAAAGUUGAGUUCUUCGGAGACAUUAUAGCCGAUGAUGGAAUAGGCGAAAUUGAUGAUUUCGUUUCUUAUCACGAUGAUGACGAUGAUGUAAGUAUAAUUGGCCAUAUUUCAAAGAACGGCAACACUCGCAUGCAAUAA
This is a messenger RNA of Trichomonas vaginalis G3, 660 nucleotides long. RefSeq lists its product as uncharacterized. The transcript has a single exon. The coding region runs from base 1 to 660 and encodes 219 amino acids. NCBI's taxonomy places the organism in Eukaryota, Parabasalia, Trichomonadida, Trichomonadidae. The record is from RefSeq and is a predicted model, not a curated record.